Nicotiana attenuata is the source of this 2163-nucleotide messenger RNA. RefSeq names its product xyloglucan galactosyltransferase XLT2-like. Gene Ontology annotation, molecular function: galactosyltransferase activity. The record is from RefSeq and is a predicted model, not a curated record. Gene Ontology annotation, biological process: xyloglucan biosynthetic process. The transcript has a single exon. The coding region runs from base 244 to 1788 and encodes 514 amino acids. Lineage: Eukaryota; Viridiplantae; Streptophyta; Magnoliopsida; Solanales; Solanaceae.
GUAAAAUCUGGGUGUCUCUGUCGGUGGUAAUAGUGAAGAGAACCUAAAAUUGCUUAUCUUACACUCAAACGUCAGUUACACAAAGCGAAGCACCACUCUGCUAAAGAAAUUAGAAAUACUACUAAAGAAUUCUAUAUUACAACUCUCACUUCUUCUCCAUUUGCUCUGUUCUCUACUUUACAGCCAUUUCUUGUCUCUAGCAAUUCUCCCAAUUUGCUAGAUUCAGUCUCCAUUUCUCAUCAAAUGCUUCCUCCAUACUCAGACGAGUCCCUUGAAGUCGAUGAAACCCUACGAAAACCUCCCAAAGCCAAUAACAACGACCUUUUCAAGAAUGCACUGAGCAAUUUCCAGUUCCAGAUUUCUACUCACCCACGUUUCUGGCUUUUCACCUUCUUCCUCUUCUUCCAACUCGUAGUUCUCAUAUUUACCCGCAAUUCCCCCUUCCCCUUUUCAACCCACUCCCCACCCCAAUCCCUCCCCCACUUCCCUUCAGAAACCGCAUUGUUUGCCGACUUACAGAAACCCCAUCAUGAUCCAAAUAUUAUUUAUCCUUUCGGAGAUUCGGAGUGCGAGUAUGGUCGUGUUUAUGUCUAUAAUCUACCUUCUAAAUUUAACAAAGACCUGGCUUUAACUACCUGUGACGAUCUAGACCCGUGGAAGUGGCAGUGUGGACUAGUCACCAAUGACGGAUACGGAAAGAGAUCAACGGACCUCACCGGAAUCUUGCCGGGAAAUCUCUCCGCAGCGUGGUACCGUACAAAUCAGUUCUCAUCGGAGGUAAUAUUUCAUUACCGGCUUUUAAACUACAGGUGCAGAACAAACGACCCUGAUUCUGCUACUGCUUUCUACAUUCCGUUCUACGCCGGACAGGCUGUCGGAAAAUACCUAUGGACCGAUGAAAUCGAAAAUCGUGAUUUGCUUAGCAAUAAAGUACUGAAAUGGAUCCAGAGGCAAAAGUACUGGAAAAAAUAUAACGGGUCGAAUCAUUUCCUAACACUGGGUCGGAUAACGUGGGAUUUCCGACGAUUAGGUGACCCAGAGAAACUCUGGGGUUCCACUUUUCUAAAUCGGCCACAGAUGCAGAACGUUUCGCGUUUCACCAUCGAGAGGGCUCCUUGGGAUGCAAAUGAUAUCAGUAUACCUUACCCUACUGGAUUCCACCCUCACUCCGAGAAAGAACUCAGGGAAUGGCAGAACUUUGUGCUUUCAUAUAACCGCACGAGCCUUUUCACGUUCAUUGGCGCGGCGCGUGGGGAUAUCAACAGUGAUUUCAGAUCGAGGUUAAUGAGUUACUGUAGAAACGAGUCGGAGUCGUGCCGAGUCGUGGAUUGUGCCGUUACUCAGUGCUCUAACGGUUCGUCAGAAAUCCAGAAAGCACUUUUGAGCUCCGAUUUUUGCUUACAGCCGAAAGGGGACAGCUUGACUCGGCGGUCGGUUUUCGAUUGCAUGGUGACCGGUUCAGUGCCGGUUUUUUUCUGGCGACGAACUGCUUACACGCAGUACCAGUGGUUUUUACCAGAGGAACCGGGGAGUUAUUCGGUUUUUAUAGACCCUGAAGCAGUGAGAAAUGGGACGGCUUCCAUUAAGGAAAUAUUGAAAAGUUACAGUAAAGAUCAAGUAAGGAAAAUGAGGGAAAAAGUAGUAGAAACAAUUCCAAGAAUAGUGUAUUCAAGGCCAAGUGGAGGUCUUGGGAGUGUAAAGGAUGCAUUUGAAAUUGCAGUUGAAGGAGUAUUGAAGAGGGUCAAGGAUGAAAAUGAAUGGAAGGAAUACGUGGAUAUGGGCAGUUGAAGAUGAUGAGUUCAUAAUUUGGGGAUUUGAUGAAUGUAAAGUAUAUAAUUCUUUCCCUUAAUAUUGAGCUAUAAGUAUAAUCGUAUAAAUACACGGACAAGUUUGAAGCAGGAUGGGUAAUUCUGUGUGGCUGCUGCUGACAUGAUUCUCAGUUUUUAGAAUCAGCUUAGGUUGCUGGAUUAUGGCUAGGAUUUCACACAUAUAUUACGUACCAAAUAUUUCUAGAGAUUUGUGUUAAGAUCAGACGAAAAAGUGUUUAUCUGCAGGUAAGAGUUAUAUUGAUCAGAUUUUGGCAAUUUCUUUUCUGAUUUUCUCUUUCAGUUGAAUGCACUUUAAUAAGGGUUCAUUGAGAUCAACAUUUCUUCUUUUCUCUCA